CUUGGACACAGAAACACCAAUCUUAAAAGUAAACUGUUCCUGUACUUUGACCAGGAAUCGUAACAGACAAAAAUAACUGCGUUCUCAAAUACAUUUCACGGCAACUACUACUCGACGUUUAGUAGAUAUUUCGAGAGAUCUUCCCAUAUUUAGCAUUACUAUCACGGAACGACAAAAAUUGUGAUAGUCUGGAACCUACAAAAUGUUGUGGAAAUAUUUUUCAGUUUUUCUCACUUUAGCUAUUCUCGGAUCACCACUAGUGCUUUCUGACUGUCCAGGUGGUUUCGUCCAUAAUGGAGAUUCUUGUUACUUGUUUUCAAUUCUUCGAGUCUCCUGGAUACAAGCCAUGAAAUUUUGUGAAAUUUACCAGGGAGAAUUAGCAGUUAUCGAGACAGAAGCAGAACAACUCUUUCUUGAAAGUUACCUUAAUUCAACGUGGAAAAAUGCAAAUCAGACUGAUGUUUGGAUUAGUGGAACUGACUUGCUAGUGGAUGGCGAGUGGAUCUGGGCUAAGGAAGGCAGGUCAAUAGAUUAUUUUCGAUGGGCUCCAGGACAACCAGACAGUUCACACAUGAGCAUGGGAGGAGAAGAUUGUAUUGAAUUAGUUCGUGGUAACAACUUCAUGUGGAAUGAUGCUCCUUGCGAAACGCACAUCAACUUUGUCUGUGAACGCCCAUUUAUGGUAUCAGCGGACUCAUAAUUUAUCACUGAUUAGUCUGUUAUAUGUAUUGCCAAAGACUUGAAAGUUUAAGUCUGUAUAUGAUUUGAAAGAAAUAAAAUAUUGAAAUCAAAAGAA
Messenger RNA from Mytilus trossulus (common blue mussel), 796 nucleotides. Its product is annotated as perlucin-like. The transcript is spliced from 5 exons. The record is from RefSeq and is a predicted model, not a curated record. Bases 203 to 700 code for a protein of 165 amino acids. NCBI's taxonomy places the organism in Eukaryota, Metazoa, Mollusca, Bivalvia, Mytilida, Mytilidae. Gene Ontology annotation, molecular function: signaling receptor activity.